AAAUCAUGUGUCGACUUGUACUGCAACUGUUGGCGGCACUGUCAAUUUAAUUUGACGUAGUUGAAGCGUGAUUUAGAUUAAUCAAAAAGUGCAAGUGGACGCAGUAGAAAUUGUCGUUAUGGCGUUAUAGCUUUCACAAUUGGUUUCGUCGUCGUUGCCCAAUAGAUAAAGGUUUAUCAUUGAUGUAAUUAACUUUUUUGUAGAUAUUUUGCAGGAAGUAUCACAUACACCGAGUUCAAGAGAGAAUACGUAAACUGAAUUUUAUAAAUUAACGGAGUGGAAGAAUGAACUACUUUUGCCGAUUUAUUAUUUUGUUUAUCGUCACCCAUAUUUUUGAAAGCGUAGCCGUGUCAGAAAGGACAUGUUCUGUGCACUUGGUGGACCACGAGUGCCCAGACCCUAAUGAAUCUUGUAAUCAACAGAAGAUUAGUGACAGUACUGGUGUGUGCAAGUGUAAAACGGGAUACACGAAGCGAAGUCCCACAGAAUUAUGUAUGCAGAUUAAAACAGUCACUACCACUGGCCCACAUUCCGAUGAUAUGACCACAACACCAGAGCCAGAAUAUUCAUCUAAAAUAUCAGGUUCCACUGUUGCUACCAGUAUUCUGAUUCCAUUACUGCUAGUUGUGGCGUCUGUGGGAUUGGUGUAUGCUGCUCGCCGCUAUCGGUGGCUCCACAAGCUUCAUCAUCUGAGACAGCGGCGCUAUGAUGAGGUGCGGAUUGGUCAGGAAGAUGAUGAUGAUCCGCCGAUUGCAUGAAUGUAACAUAUUAAUUGUCAUAGGAGUCUUAAAAUAUAAGACUGGAAACCAAGGUGUGGGUGUCUGAGUGGGCGUGGACUGUUCUAAAUGUUAAUGUUAUCUACUACGAGGGUGAGUAAGGUGAAACCUUAAAAGUGCGAAAAAUCAAGAUCCUAACAGUUCCAAUGGGACUACAAUCACCAGUUCAGAAUGCUGUGAACUGCUGAGUACUGGUAUUCUGUUGCUGCAUGACAGUGCUAGGCUAUAUACUUCCUGCGUGUCAGCUGAAACAAUCAGGGAAGUUCCAUUUUGAGUGUCCCCCUCAUCUGCCUUACUUGCCUGUUUUUGCCCCUUGUGACUACCAUGUGUUUGGGCUGCUUGAGGAAAGACUUGAUCUGAUGAAAAGGUGCAAGAAGCAGUGCAUGAGUGGCUACUCAUGCAACCAAAGGAUUUUUUCAGAAGGAAUCUGGGCAUUAGUGAAGGGCUGAAGGACGUGUAUUGAAUGCAAUGAAGACUUUUGAAAUAUGACAAAGAUGUACCAAACCUGUUUGCACAAAAUUAUUUGACAAACAGAUUUUAAGGUUUUCAUUUGACUCACCCUUAUGUGUGUACAGUUUUCAUUACAACACUCAAUGUGGUUGUAAUAUAGUGAUAUUUCAAGAUAUUUUAUGCAACUUUUGUAGUGAAUGAAGUAUUAGCACAAUAAAUUUAUGUCGCUAUGAAAGUAAAAUUACGUCACAUUUUUUUAGCUGUUCUCCAUUUCCACCACAAGAUUUGAGAGUGUGCCAGUUAUAAGAAUACGUGGAUCUGUGUCUGCUGUUCACAACCAGAAUGGAUAUUUAGAUAGAGGUGUAAUUUACCUUUUGUUGUUCCUUCCAUUGUCAGGAGAUACAUAACAAGUAUAUUUAUUGUCUUCUGAGAUGUGACGCUUGUGUUGUUUGGCACAAGUCUACCAGUGCUUUGGAGGAAUAUACUGCCUAUAUCUUCUCCUUCUCUGAAGCUGAAGGCAGUACAUUCCUCCAGAACAUCAGUAAACUUCUGCCAACUAUGCAGUGUUAUAGCUUCUACUGUGAAAACCUCAAAUCAAACAAACCUGAACAUUCUUCAUGUAUAAGCACAUGUGCCUUAUUUCUUGGGUGGAAGGAAAGAUAGAUUGAAUAAAGGAAUUAGUAGUGCUUAAUGGUGAAUUCUUUGUUAACUUGCACAUAGUGCCUCACCAUUGUUUCAUGCAGUAUGAGCUUAGACAGUUUUUGAAAGGGAUUUUGUUCCCACUCUGACAUACACAAGACUUGGAGUAAGUUUUACAUGUAGUAGUGGUUCAGCAUAAUGACAGGAAAUCUGUGUGUUUGCUAGUAUUGGGGCUAUUAUUGUAAUUGGGAGCCUUUUAAGAUUAGGGCUUGCCAGAGCUCAGGUAUGUUUGCCUUGCUUGAGGUAUAUAACAUGGAAUUCCUUUCAACCAGCCACUUUAAUGUGGACGAAAUGUGAUAAGACAUUGAUUAUGGAGUUAAUCACAUAUUAAUUUAAAUGCAUUGAUUAUAUGGGACUCGGUUGGAAUGAUUAUGCAUAUAAUUUGUAAUCUUCUCAGCACCAAACACUAACCUUAACCUGACUUUUGAUUGGCAGCAAGCGAAAUGUGCAGUGUAUAGUAUUUCGCUUUUUUGAAAUAACUUAAAAUAAGUGUUUUAGUACCUCCUGUUUUAAGUUUUGUGUUUGAAGUGUAACAAAGAUAUGUUUAGGGGCACAACAGUUGUUCAUAAACCAAUAUUGAAAUGUUUUAAUUUUAAUGUUGGUUUAUAAUCAGUUGUAUCAAUGGCCCCAAAGUAUACCUUUGUUGUGUGAUACACAACAGGAUGCAGAAUAUAAAGGUUUGUAACAGUUACAAGACCAUUUUUGUCAUUUAUUCGCAGAUUCUGAGAAAGCGUUAAAUGUAGCAUACCAUACUAGGUUCUAUGCACAGCUGAAAAACAUAAAAAAAAUUGGAAGCUUAAACAUAUCCUCAGGCUUACAAAACUUUUUGCAGACUUCCAGGGUUGUAGAGGUUAGGCUUGCUAAGAAUAAAUUAGAAUAAAGUGAUAUGUAUGAUACAGUCAUGCAUUCUCUUACAUAAGUAGUGUGCUGUAAGUAUAUAAUCCCAGUGGUCCAAAAUUUAUUGUUUAGCUCUUGUAUAAUUAAGUAACAUACUGACUUUACUAAAAUGCAUUAAGAAUAAUUUUCACAAUUGUAAUAAUCCACCUUCAGGUGGAUGUGUCUAAAAUUAAGUACAAAUUAAAUAUUUCAUCUGCACUAGGGGCUUUGUCUGGCAUACAAGUGUUACUCAUUUGCUGUGGAUCUUUGUAUCUUAUUUAUUAUUAAGAAGAAUGGUAAGACUUUUUGCACAUUUCAUUUCAUUUAUUCUUUGAAUUCAAUAAAUCCUUAUUGGCGAAGCCUAGGAUGUUGAACAAGUCACAGUGAAAUCAAACAUACACAAGAACAGUUCAUAAAAUAGAACUCAGUCACAUACAGAGCAGUCAUAAAACGAAAUUAUACAUAGUGAUAAUCAAAACACAAAAAAGUGGAAAUUGUUCACGUUAAAAUCGAUUAAAUUACAACCCAUAAAAGCUUACACAACACAACAUAUACAUUUCACACGAUUUAAA
Messenger RNA from Cryptotermes secundus, 3373 nucleotides. RefSeq lists its product as uncharacterized. Lineage: Eukaryota; Metazoa; Arthropoda; Insecta; Blattodea; Kalotermitidae. The coding region runs from base 285 to 758 and encodes 157 amino acids. The record is from RefSeq and is a predicted model, not a curated record. The transcript has 3 exons.